AUGUCGAAUAACAACAACAACAACCACCUCAAUAACCCUGAGGAAGACUCGAAGAACCCCAAUUCAGCCCUCCUCCUCAUUAACGACACGAAAGCAUCGCAUCAAAUUGAACUUGUGCUUGAUGAUCCUCCGCAUGAACACCUGAACUCUCAACCCGAAAAAUAUUCCCAAAACUGCAGACCAUCCCAUCUCUUCAACGGAAAGAAUUUAAAGCAAUCGUUUCAUCAUCAAGAGAGAGGUGAUUUUGAACAUUCUCUAGAGGUACCAUCGGGUGAGGAGAAGAGCUUGUUUGAGUUUGUAAGCAAUUUGUGUUGCUCUGCGUUCAAGUUGUGCGAUUGUCAUCUAUUGGGAGAUCUCAUGCUGUCGUUUUUAAGGAAUAUUGUUUGUUUUCAGUCUCUCUCAAAGACACGAAAUGAGAGUUUGCAAGGUGUUCAUGAUCGCAACAGAAAUCAUAAAGUUUUUAAGGAAUCAUUAAUUGUUGUGCUUGAAAGAGAGGCAAAGCACAGCGAAGCUGGUCAGUCCGGCAUCAGUCUUGACAAUAAUUUUCAUAAUCGAGUGCCAUCCAUUGCAGAGGAGUGCUUGAAAAUGCUCGAAGAAAAUGCUUCUAAAGAGGGAAUAUUCCGAAUACCAGGGCACGCCCUUGAAAUUGAGAAGAUUGUCACUGCUGCUAAUUCUAAUCAAAAGCUUAAUCUACGUCUUUUUUCAGUGCACACCGUGGCAAGUGUGUUGAAACGUUUUGUUCGAGAAUUACCUGAACCUCUCCUACCCAGCCACAUGUACAAAGAAUGGACCGCUCUUUCCACCUUGCACGACGUUCAUGAAGAAAAAGAGAAUCUUCUUAAUUUAUUUAAACAAUUGCCAAUCCCAAAUAGAACUUUAUUUAUUAGAAUUUUAAAGCUAUUGAGAAAGAUUUCACAGCCUCCUUGUUUGGAAUCCUCAAGGAUGAACGAUUCCAAUCUUGCAUUCAUAUGGGGAAUGAACUUCUUGCGUCCCUCAGACUCUGAAAUUAGAACGGACAUUGGAAAAGUGAGUCAUGCCAUCAUUCUCUGCAUACGAGAGUACGAGAAUUUGCAACAAUGUCAUGAUGAAAUGUUAGUGAAUGAAAGCCCCAGCCAUAGUAAUAAACGAACGUUCCAAUAA
This is a messenger RNA of Naegleria fowleri, 1140 nucleotides long. RefSeq lists its product as uncharacterized. Gene Ontology annotation, cellular component: cytoplasm. Gene Ontology annotation, biological process: small GTPase-mediated signal transduction. The record is from RefSeq and is a predicted model, not a curated record. Bases 1 to 1140 code for a protein of 379 amino acids. Lineage: Eukaryota; Heterolobosea; Eutetramitea; Acrasida; Naegleriidae. Gene Ontology annotation, molecular function: GTPase activator activity. The transcript has a single exon.